Molecule: messenger RNA, 1855 nt
Organism: Lolium rigidum
Lineage: Eukaryota; Viridiplantae; Streptophyta; Magnoliopsida; Poales; Poaceae
Product: serine/threonine-protein phosphatase 6 regulatory ankyrin repeat subunit A-like
Exons: 10
Coding region: 62-1138 (358 amino acids)
Molecular function (GO): protein binding
Source: RefSeq, a predicted model, not a curated record
CGCAGGGCUCUCCUCCCAUUCCUGCCGCCACCGGAAGCUUCCAGCAGCAGGCGACGGAGACAUGGCGCCGCCCUUCAUCUACUGCCCCUCCGACGACAGCAGCAACGAUGAGAAGGCUGUCAUCAAGGCGGCCAUAGAAGGCAACCUCGGCCGCCUCAAAGGUAUUGUGAAGAGUCUUACCAAGGGAAACGGCGACAUGUCUGCGAUUUUUUCUUUCAACGUGGAUGGAGCUAAUGCGUUGCAUAUCGCGGCAUACAAGGGCCAUCUCGAGGUUUGCAAGUAUUUGGUGGAGGAGCUUGGGGGAGAUGGGAAUGCUCCUGGAUAUGGAGCUCUAGCUCUAGGUUCAAGUCCGUUCAUGAUGUCUGCUCAGUCCUGUGAUAUUCCUACCUUCAAAUAUUUUCUUGAUCGUGGUGGUGAUCUAAUGAAAGCAGAUGACAAAAGACGCACAGCUCUCCACCAUGCUGCGGGCUCAGGAAGUUGCAAGAUAACAGAGUUCAUCCUUUCCAAAGGAGUGCCAGUUGACUUGGACUGUGGCCGUGGAACCCCACUCUAUGUGGCUGCUACAAACGAGCAAGAUAAGACAGUGAAGAUUUUACUGGACCACCACGCGAAUCCUAACAUCAUUAUUAGUGGUAUUGGAUCUCCCCUGCUGAGUGCUGUUAUUUACCGUUCAUUGAAGUGUGUGAAGCUACUCCUUAAGGCUGGUGCCGAUGUUAACUGCAAGGGUUCCAUGGCUACUCCUCUGAUUUUUGCCACGAUGCAAGGAGGUUACACCAACUACAUUAAGUUGCUACUGAAGGCUGGAGCAGAUCCUAAUAUCCCCGAUGAUGUGGGUACAUUGCCUAUAGAGUAUGCUGCAUUACGUGAUUGCAUCGAAGAGGUUGAAAUGUUGUUUCCUGUGACUAGCCCAAUUCCAAAUGCCCCAGACUGGAGUAUUGAGGGAGUAAUUUCUUAUGCGAAAAUUGAAGAUGAAAAGCCAAUAGAGCAAAGGCACCUUGAAAGAAGAACUGCUUUGUUCAAGUCCCAGGCUGAUACGGCAUUCAGGCAGAAGGAGUAUAAGAUGGCAUCACACUUUUAUGGUUUGAAUGAAAGAAGAUUACAGCAUGGAGUCCAUUUAAGGGGGCAACAAGGGAACUAAUAAAAGCAACGGUUUCCUCGAUGCAUAUCUUGAUUAUAUAUAUGGUACAACAAACGGGUCACAUGUAAACACUAGGUAGUGUUCAUUCUUAUCUACUAAUAUACUGCUUGUUAAUUUGCCAUCUAUAUUGUGCAUAACAUGACAGGUGUUCUGUCACUGAUUGGGACUGAUCUUAACUGACGGAUAUUAAUAUGCAUGGCAAACGUACUUGACUUCAAUUAAGAAACUCUGACAUCAUCCACGCAUGCUAAAAAGAUGACUUAAUCAAACUUCGUUGAUGUCUUACAUCUCGAGAAUCUAUGAGAAGUUUGUUUAUCCUUGGCCAAUAUGAAUCUUUGAUAUGGUUGUCUACUUUUUGGUUAGUUUUUUGAUGUGAUGAAUGAUGAUUGAUGACUACAUGUAAAGUAAUAAAAUGGCUUCCAUAAGCCAUUCUGAUGUACUACCGGGUAGUAAAGUUGUAGAUAGUUUUCUACCUGGUUGCAUGCAUGAAAUCCCGUGAAUAAGUGUUCAUAUAGAACUUUUGUAGGCCAUCUAAAAUGGAACUUAUGUGUGUCAUCUUUGAGAAUAAUAUUUGCAUGACUUGUCAUGCUUGACCAUAGGCAAUAGCCCAUGGAAAGAGUGCAACACUGUAUGCAAACAGGAGUCUUUGUAAGCUGCUCAUGGCCGAUGGUGACGGUGCUUUGUCAGAUGCUCUCAAGUGCAGAAUGCUGAGACCUA